Messenger RNA from Camponotus floridanus (Florida carpenter ant), 1220 nucleotides. It is a transcript of the gene Mlc1, whose product is annotated as myosin light chain alkali. The transcript has 6 exons. Lineage: Eukaryota; Metazoa; Arthropoda; Insecta; Hymenoptera; Formicidae. Gene Ontology annotation, cellular component: muscle myosin complex. Gene Ontology annotation, molecular function: calcium ion binding. The record is from RefSeq and is a predicted model, not a curated record. Bases 204 to 662 code for a protein of 152 amino acids.
UUGGACCGCAGCGUUGCCAGAUCCCGCGUCAAUCCGGUCCAAAACUCUUCUCUGAGACCUGGAUCUCGUGAUUAUAGUGUGUCUUCUAAUCAUAGCGCCAUCUGCAGAAAUAAAAUAAGUAAAUUUAGUAAGACCCACUUCCACCUUCCACUCCUGGUUCAAACUUCGUCCGGUCAACAUCCACUAGCACCAGACAAUCGACAAUGGCAGAUCUCAGCGGCAGGGAUGUCGAAAGGGCAGAAUUCGCCUUCUCCAUUUAUGACGACGAUGGCAGCAACGUCAUCGACGCAGUUAACCUUGGCAACGUCCUUCGCGCAUUGAACUUGAACCCCACGAAUGCAACCAUCGAGAAACUGGGCGGCACGAAGAAGAAGGGCGAGAAGAAAUUGAAACUAGAUGAAUUCCUGCCCAUCUUUAGCCAGUGCAAAAAAGACAAAGAUCAGGGUUGCUACGAAGACUUCCUUGAGUGUUUGAAACUGUACGACAAACAGGAAAACGGAACAAUGCUCGGCGCGGAAUUGUCUCAUACACUUUUGUCGCUUGGUGAGCGUCUCAGUGAUACAGAAUGCGAUGAAGUAUUAAAGGACUGCAUGGAUACUGAGGACGACGACGGUUUCAUCCCUUAUGCCCCCUUCUUGAAGAAGAUGAUGGUACCGUUGUAAAUGGUGAAGGUGUUAUCGAGACAAAAAUUAUCCAUCCGUUUCUUCGUAAACUAUGUGAGAGGGCGGCGGCAGACAAUGAGUAAUAGGAUGACCGCCAUCAACAUUUAUCCACAUCAAUGAAGGACUCACUUGCAUAAUAUUCGUUCGUCGCAUUUGCCACACCAUUCAUCUCCCAUCCCAUGAUUAUACAUCGCACGAUAACGCGAAGAUCCCAAUUUGACAAUUUACACGUAAAGCAAUAUAUGAUCCUGAAAUUAGCAUCGUCGAGAUAGACAUUUUAUUAAAAGGGAAACAAAACAAAGCAGGAAAAAUCCACGUAAACAUGAAGUACAACGAAAACAAUAUUUCAUCUCGAAUGCAUGCAGCAUCGUUUUAUUCGAUUUGAUUUCAUACAUUUUUUUGCGAUACAAACGUUUAUUUAAAUUCACAGUCAGCAAAAUAUCUUAAUAUGGCAACAUUAUGUACAAAGUCGAAUAAAACGGUCAAUGUUAAUUUACUUCUUACUAGUGCUAUAAUAAAUUUUUCCUCUCCAACUGUCAAAGAGGAUUAAAAAUCGCC